Menidia menidia (Atlantic silverside) is the source of this 2258-nucleotide messenger RNA. The record is from the annotation of a GenBank genome assembly. Lineage: Eukaryota; Metazoa; Chordata; Actinopteri; Atheriniformes; Atherinopsidae.
CUACACGGUGCUACCAUCUGAUUGGCUACGCUGGCGAACGCCCAUCUUUGUUGUGUGACGCAACCGCUCCGCGUCGCUCUUAACGUCUGUGCCUGCCGUGUCGCGUUCAGAGACUUCAGACAAAACCGGUUCGGCGCAAUGUCCGUCGGAAAUGCAGCCAGAAGUUUGCUUAAGCCGGUCCGGGGAGUCUUACGGUCCGCGGACACGGUUCUGAAGAGGAGCUACGUGGCUGUGGCCGAAGCUCGCGCCGUGCUGGAGCACGAGCUCGAGUCUAUCCGAGCCGCGGGGACGUGGAAGGCGGAGAGGAUAAUUACGUCCAAGCAGGGUCCUCAAAUAAACGUGGACGGCAGCAGUGGCAGUAUAUUGAAUUUCUGUGCCAACAACUACCUCGGACUGUCCAGUCAUCCAGAGGUGGUGCAGGCUGGAAUUGAUUCUCUGAGGGCCUACGGUGCUGGACUGAGCUCCGUCAGAUUCAUCUGCGGGACACAGGACCUGCACAAACAUCUGGAGAAGAAGCUCGCCGAGUUUCACGAGAGGGAGGACUGCAUCCUCUACGCCAGCUGUUUCGAUGCCAACGCGGGGCUCUUUGAGGUGCUGCUGGGCCCAGACGACGCGGUGCUUUCGGACGAGCUCAACCACGCCUCCAUCAUCGACGGCAUCCGCCUGUGCCGAGCCAAGAGGCUGCGCUACAAGCACAUGGACCUCCACGACCUGGAGCACAGGCUCAAAGAGGCCCAGUCGUCCCGCAUGCGGCUGAUAGUGACGGACGGAGUCUUCUCCAUGGACGGAGACGUCGCUCCCUUACAGGGGAUCUGCGACCUGGCGGAGCAGUACGGAGCCAUGGUGUUCAUAGACGAGUGUCACGCCACCGGUUUCCUGGGGGCAAGGGGCAGAGGAACAGACGAGCUCCUUGGAGUGAUGGACAGAGUCCAUAUUGUAAAUUCCACCCUGGGAAAAGCGCUGGGCGGGGCAGCAGGUGGCUACACAGUGGGCCCCAAGCCUCUCAUCGACCUGCUCCGGCAGCGCUCCAGGCCCUACCUGUUUUCCAACGCCCUCCCCCCACCCGUGGUGGGCUGCGCCACCCGGGCUGUGGAGCUCUUGCUGGCCUCCAACGAGAUCGCACAGAGCAUGACGGCCAAAACCAUGAGAUUCCGGAACAAGAUGACGCAGGCGGGCUUUACCAUCGCAGGCUCGGCCCACCCCAUCUGCCCCGUGAUGCUGGGCGACGCGCGGCUGGCCUCCGACAUCGCUGACGACAUGCUGAAGCACGGAAUCUACGUGAUCGGAUUCUCCUACCCGGUCGUACCGAGGGGCAAAGCCAGGAUCCGCGUUCAGAUUUCGGCCGCCCACACAGACGAGGACAUCGACCGGUGCGUGGACGCCUUCAUCCAGACCGGCAGAAAGCACGGCGUCGUCUCCUGAGAGGGACCCGGCCAACCGCUCGCCUUUACAGAUCCCGCCGCCUGUUACUGAAGAGCCGUGAAAGCUCUCGACGCAAAACCUUAGUUACAUUUUGUUGGUCAGUGGAGCUGAUUGUUAUUGAUGUUUUCUAGCUGACCCAAGCGCUUUUUUGCUAAAGUGUAGGUCUGCAUUUGAGGAGAAAAAGGGCUAAUAAUUCCUCGGCUCCUGCACUUUCUCCCAGGAGAAAAAAAUGUUUCUAUCUAAUCCAAAAUCGGGAGUUUUGAAUAUUGUAACAGCACUUGGCAAGUUUAGAGUGGCUUUAAGUAAGACAAUGUUGCAUCGUGAGGAAUUAUCAUGGCAAAUAUUAAACUUGAAAAAUACUCAGGCUCUUUGUCUUUCUUUCUAAUAAAGUUUAUUCAUUGCCAACAUGUGAAAGCCAAGAGUCAAAUCAAAACUGAAGUCCCAAAGAUGGUUUAGCAACUACAACAUGUGUAGCCAUGGUGGCUGUAACACAUUCAUUAAGCCCCAUUCACUCCACCACCAUGCGUGUUGCGUUGUGAUGCACACCAUCUUGUUUGUGGGGUUAAAAAUUUGAGCAUGCAUUGUCUAGUUUAUUCACAAUAAACCAGCUCCGCACAAAACACAGUGUCAGUAAAUCAUCCCCUCAAGCUAAGAGCAACAAUCUUUUUAUCCGAUUUCUCUGAGCAGUCUGUUCUUUGUCUAAAAGACGUGCUGACUUAUCACCUCCUGGAAGUCCCCCCCCUUUUGUAUGAAUAAUUCUAUUACUUAAACAUCACAAAUAGAUGGGCAGCAACAGUUGCUCCUAAAAUAAUUGCUGAUGGGUGUCCUUGGCAACC